CCAUCGACGAUAUUUAUCAGUUACUAUGACUACCUAGUUACCACAUAUUAAACAACAAGAAGGUAGCUGUGUUUUUAGACUACCUGAGCACUUAGCUAACGAAGUAUUUAUGGAAGGCUCCCUAAUGAUGGACACACAAUAUGAUCUGACACCUGCUAAGAAAGUUUACUUGUACACAAAUGGAGUGACUAACAAGCAGCCCAAGUGCAUGGUGGUCAACGACAGGCAGAUAAGAGACUUCAGCACGUUUCUUAGCAUUGCCACAAGUGGUCUGAGAGCUCCUGUGGCUAUAAGGAACAUUUACACUCCGGCUGGUGGUCAUAAAGUGAAUAGGUUGGACGAUUUGGAGACUGGUCGAUACUAUGUGGCAGGUGGCUCUGAGCAUUUCAAAAAAGUCAAGUAUGGAAGCGAAACAAAGAGAUUGCUAGCUCGAAGACAGCAAAGAGAGUUCCUGACCUUGCCUACUAGAAGUACAGCUAGUGUUGUGGUUGCAUCCGCUAGGUACAGAAAACCCAUCGAGAAACCAUAUGUGAUCCAUGUGUUUCGGAAUGGUGAUGAGAGAUAUCGUGGAGCACGGGUUCUCAUUCCACGGCAAAUGAUGGGAUCAUGGGAAUACGUUCUGGAACUAGUCACAGAGAAAAGCCGUCUAAUCACACCAGCAAAACGCCUCUGUACACUGGAUGGACAAGUACUGCAUGCUGUCAGCGAGCUACAAGAUGGAGGAAAAUAUGUUGCUCUAAUAGGGACCAAGUCAUUCCAAAAAGUGUCAUAUUCUGCCCUAGAAGAGAAAAAGUCACUCUUCAAAGUAGCAGUAACUGUCCCUCGGACCAUGCAUAGACUGAAGAAGAGAUUCCCCCCUCGUCCAAGAGCAGCCAAGCGGAACCAGGAGGUGGAAAUAGUCAAACUGCCACCCAUUGAUACAAAGCACAAGAAUUUUGAGAGAAGAAAAAGCAGACCAUUUGGAGGUCGUAAGAAUAAAGAAGGAAGAGAGAAGGGCAUUGAAGACCACAGAGCUGACUCUGUGUUUGGUGGGAGCCUAGAUAGACCCACUUAUCCGUUAGAACCCCGAGAUCCUGUUAUAAGCAGCCGUGUCUUCACUCAUAAUGUAUUGGUUACUGAAGACAACAGGAACAGCCCUGUCUCUACUCGUAAAGUAUUGGCUACUCAUGACAACCAGAGCAGCUCUGUCUCUACUCGUAAAGUAUUGGCUACUCAUGACAACCAGAGCAGCUCUGUCUCUACUCGUAAAGUAUUGGCUACUCAUGACAACCAGAGCAGCUCUGUCUCUACUCAUGAAGUUUUGGUAACUCAAGGCAACAAGGAAUCCUCAGAAACCACCUUCCACCAAACAACCAAGACACUAGACUCCGCUGUAGUAUUGCCUCCCGACACACAUGAGGUAAAAGCAACAUCGAUUCCAGCCGCACAAGAGACUGUGGAUGCACCCGUUGAAGACGAAGUGAUGGAAGAUUUGGACACCUCAAUGCCUGUGGAAGAAGCACUGAACCAGCCCACUAUGGAAGAGAGAAGUAAUAACCCUCUUGAUGAGGCUGGAGAUGUGGAGGAAGUACUUGAGGAAGCUGGGGACCCAGGAGAGGGGGACAAGACCAUCACCCGAGAACUUACACAUGUGGUGACUCAAAAUACUGAUGAGGGACUGCACUAUGGGAAAGCCAACAAACAGGAACUCAAAGAGCUCGAGUCCCAACCUCUGCAAAAUGCAGUUGAUCUUUCUCUACAAAGAAACAAGAUGCAGUCCACGUUUGAACCAGCUGGUAGCACUGAAAACUCAAGCUCUGUGCAGGUUGUUACAAAUGAUCAAGUCAGCAGUGUCUCACUAUCUAAGAGAAGCAGCAGUGCAAAGUCGAAACACACUAGCACUAGAUCUUCAGCCACAAAAAGCAGAUCACAAUCUGUAAACAAAUUGAAUCCAAGUCAAACACAAGUGUUAAGCGGGCUCGGUACUGGAAGCGAAUCAAGCAUUGCAAAGUCGAAACACACUAGCAGACAAUCUUCAACCACAAAAAGCAGAUCACAAUCUGUAAAUCCAAGUCAAACACAAGUGUUAAGCGGGCUCGGUACUGAAAGCGGAUCGAGCAUUGCAAAGUCGAAACACACUAGCAGACAAUCUUCAGCCACAAAAAGCAGAUCACAAUCUGUAAACAAAUUGAAUCCAAGUCAAACGCAAGGUUUAAGCGGGCCCAAUACUGGAAGUGAAUCGGCAAGCACAGUUACUACUACUACUACUACCUACCACUACUACAUACCUGCUGAGGGUGGUCCCCCGGUGAUUGUCGAUCAAGAGGAAGCUACAGUUGUUGAGAGCCGAGUCGUAGAGAGUAUGCCAACCGAGGAUACCAAUACAACAUUACAGGGUGAUCAAGGGGGUACAGUUGAGGAAAUCUCAUCAGAACAAAUUUUGGGCUCAGAUGAAAGCAAACCAGAUAAUCACAUUGAAGCUCCUGAGGUUGUUGAAGAGGAGGUUGUUGAAGAGGACAUACCAGUAGAGACAAGCAGAGUGAGUCCUACUGCUGAACCCGAAGAGACCACAUUUGUUAUAGAGGACUCACAAACAGACUCUUAGUUAGAGCCAUUCUACAUACAUGUAUGUCUUGUUGUGCUGCAAAUUAUUGUUUUUGAUCAGUCAUGUUUUUCCUGGAACACUUUACCCUUCAUCAUAACUUUACCCCUUGUAACUCCAUCAUAAUUAUAAUUAUUACUCGAAAAUUA
Halichondria panicea is the source of this 2730-nucleotide messenger RNA. Its product is annotated as oxygen-regulated protein 1-like. The transcript is spliced from 9 exons. The record is from RefSeq and is a predicted model, not a curated record. The coding region runs from base 110 to 2584 and encodes 824 amino acids. Gene Ontology annotation, cellular component: microtubule organizing center; microtubule. Gene Ontology annotation, biological process: intracellular signal transduction. Lineage: Eukaryota; Metazoa; Porifera; Demospongiae; Suberitida; Halichondriidae.